Mytilus californianus (California mussel) is the source of this 1043-nucleotide messenger RNA. RefSeq names its product CB1 cannabinoid receptor-interacting protein 1-like. The record is from RefSeq and is a predicted model, not a curated record. Gene Ontology annotation, biological process: negative regulation of signaling receptor activity. The coding region runs from base 164 to 658 and encodes 164 amino acids. NCBI's taxonomy places the organism in Eukaryota, Metazoa, Mollusca, Bivalvia, Mytilida, Mytilidae. The transcript is spliced from 4 exons. Gene Ontology annotation, cellular component: plasma membrane. Gene Ontology annotation, molecular function: type 1 cannabinoid receptor binding.
ACUAAGAAGUCAACAUUCUGAAAUUUGAGACAAAACAGCAAUGUUAAGGGGACGACCAUUUGAUAUUUGAGGGGGGGAUCGAUAGGAUUUUUUUGCUGUAUUAUGCAAAAUGGAUUAAACAUACAUAUAUAUAUUAUAUAUAAAGACAAACCAGUAGUCCGGCAUGAUACUAAUUGGAACUUAUGAAAUGCCACAGAGGAAGUACGAAUUCUUGCACAGAAAAGAAGACGAGAAACCUAUCUACCAAAAGCAGGACGGACAAAGAUUUACACAACCUCAUACAACUAAAUUGAACGUUAAUUCGACGUAUGCAGUUAAAGUUGUGAUUCGGCCACCCGAAAAACUGAAGGAACUCGUCAUACAGGGAGAAAGCAUUGAACUCGAAGAGUUGACAACAGAAGAUGAAGACUGUAUUACAUACUCAUCUCAUUUUAACACGUCCGGAUACGAUCUGAGCAGACGACAAAAGAGGAAGGAAGUACCUCUAUUAUUUCUGUUUGAAGGACAUACUUUAAUUGCGACUUUACAGUGCAAGUUUUACAAGGAGAACGAGGUCGAACAUUGUCACUGGGGACAUACCUUGACAUGGCUAGAGUAUGAAUGUAAAGUUGAAGACGGAUCGAGUCACGUUGACGUUUUGAAAGAAAAAUAUUUGUAGUUACAUUUGAACGCUACUUUACAGACAUAUAAUGCUAUGCUGUAUACAUUCUUUCAAGGAAUCAAGGCUUUAACAUCUAAGCAGUGGAACCGGGAAAAUGUGAUACCCAGCCAGUAACUUUGUAAUAUAUACAUUCCACGUACGUGUUGUGUUACUGGAGUUGCAUUUGCAUAAAAGGAGGCUUGUUUACAUUAUUUACAUUGAACACAGGGUAUAUUCCUACAAGUAUACAUUAGUUAUCAGUGCGGACAUAAGUAUCUUUUACAGAAGUGCGUUCUGGACACAUUUAAAACAAUACGACGCCUCGUCACCAGAAGACAUAGGAAAUACUUUUUUUUGUUCAAUUUUUAUAUUUGAAUAUAACUGCAUUCUAUGCAUGAAAUUA